AUGAGCAAUCCAGUAGGCUGGGGCUCGUUCGUAGCUCGGAUCAACGGUCCACCAGUUUUCACACCAGCUUUCUUCAGAAAUUGGAUGGCUGCCUCUGCGUUAUUGAAUAGCGGCCCCCUAAACCAAGCUCAGAUCAAGACCCUCGAUGCUGAUGGAAAUGAACAUAUUAUUCCGGUUCAGGGAGCAAACAAAGAGUUUGUACUCCUUAGUUACCACCAGUGGUUAUUGCCCCACUACUGUGAUCUAUCAUCGAGGAGGAUUUUGCAACCAGCAUGCUCUCCUGAGUUCAGAGGCAUGAUACUCGGAGUAAAGGAAAGACAGGAUAUUGUACUCCCAGAAGAUUGCUGCCGGUUCAACGGCAAUCGACAACUUUUCGAAAAUGAAAGAGCGGCCUGGAGGGCUUCGACCUUUUGUACACUUUUGACAGAUCAUAUCAGACAAAAUGGUCCACGGAUGCGAACGGUCAACGAGAUUCUCUGUUUUGGAUUCGGUCCACUGAAACUUUCCCAACAACAAGGUUAUAGCGACGCAAACUCCUUCCUCCGGCAUGUAGUUGCGUUAGAGAUCCGAGAUGUACUUAAAGAGGUGCAACCAGUUCGGGAAACCUCCUCAGAUUAUCUCCUGAAAGAGGAGAUUACUGUAGGCGUUCAAGACAGCGACUACUGCGAAGAAUGCAAGUCGAUUUUGAAGAGUUACAACAUCACAGUUUAUGAUACCCCCAUAGGUUUCCACCGUAUUAAUAAGAAUAGUCUCAUUAUGAGCAAAACUCAACGGCUUCCUGUGCGUCAAAUUGUCGCAGACAUGACACAUACGCAGGGAGGGCCGGCUGGUAUGCUGUGUAACAGCAUCCAAGACGAUGGUGUGGAGGGAUGCAAAGAUCAUCGACGCUCAGAUCCUUCUAGCCCUCGACUAUUUCAAUUCAAACUGAAACGCGGGGUUUCAGCGGAGAAAUUUAGCAGUAACACCGUGGUUGGACAGGACCGUUUUGGCAGGGUGUUUGGGGAGUGUGUCUUAUAUCUUAACCCGAAAGAUUAG
This is a messenger RNA of Cucurbitaria berberidis CBS 394.84, 1035 nucleotides long. RefSeq lists its product as uncharacterized. Lineage: Eukaryota; Fungi; Ascomycota; Dothideomycetes; Pleosporales; Cucurbitariaceae. The coding region runs from base 1 to 1035 and encodes 344 amino acids. The record is from RefSeq and is a predicted model, not a curated record. The transcript has a single exon.